Daktulosphaira vitifoliae (grape phylloxera) is the source of this 1116-nucleotide messenger RNA. RefSeq lists its product as uncharacterized. Lineage: Eukaryota; Metazoa; Arthropoda; Insecta; Hemiptera; Phylloxeridae. The transcript is spliced from 3 exons. The record is from RefSeq and is a predicted model, not a curated record. The coding region runs from base 1 to 801 and encodes 266 amino acids.
AUGCGUAAUGCAGAGCAUUGUGCAUAUUACGACAGUUCACAAUGUAACACGCCAGCCCUCCCGUACUUUUUGCUGAAUUGUAUAUACAUAAAAAANGACUAUAACGAUAAAAUAUUCAAGAAAAAUAAAAUACAUUUCGUUAAUAAAGAUUUUUGGGAAAAAGUACGUAAUGAACGUCUAAUAUCUUCUCGUUUUUAUAGUGCUUGUAAAUUUAAUCAAACAAAAGACAAAGAAUCGUUCUUGAAAAGAAUAUUGCGCAUUCGGAAUGAAAAAUCAUGUGAUACCAAAAAUAGUAUCCCGUAUUCUGAGCAAUAUGGUACAGUUAAUGAGCCGAAAGCAAUACAAAAUUUUGAGAAGAAAGUGUACGUAAAGAUUGAACUAUGCAAUGUAUUUAUUGAUGAAAACUUGAACUAUUUAAUAGCGAAGCCGGAUGGUAUAAUUGGAGAUGAUGGCAUUGUUGAAAUAAAAUGUCCAGUUAAUGCCCAAUAUUUGACUCCCAAAAAAGCUAUUAAAGAUAAAGUGAUAAAAUAUUUACAGUACAAUGAAAAUGAAGAACUCGUACUAAAACGUCAUUCUGCUACUUUUUAUCAAAUACAAGGAGAACUGCACAUUUCAAAGAGACAGUAUUGUUAUUUAAUUAUUUGGACUCCAAAAGGUAUAGUUUAUUGUAAAAUUCUUCGAGAUGACAAAUUUUGGAACGAUAAUAUGGAACAAAAUCUUAUUAACUUUUACGAAGACUUUAUGUUACCGGAAUUAUUAAAUUUUCAUUUCACUAAGAAUCUAAAUGUUACGGAUAUUUAACUAAAAUAUACUAAAUUAUUACAUAUUCAUAUUUAAAUAAAUCUAAAAAAUCGACAAAUGAUUUUAAAAAUAUAUUAUUUAUAAAUAAAAUUACAGUUAAGGAAGUUAUGCGCAUCUAAUAAUAACAAAAGUCAAUAAAUUUAUCAUUAAAUUACUAUAAUAAUAUAACAUCUAUCUAACUAUAUCACUAUGUCAAAAUUAAAUAAAGUGAGGACGAUAAAACUCUUCGAUCAGAAAAAGCUCGAUGAUUUAAGGUCAACAUUCUUUUAGAAAUAUGUUUUUUUUUAAUAAAUUUUAUUCUUUGAUGCGAAGCUA